AUGGAGAAAAUUGAUCUUCACGCGCACUGCGUACCCGCUUCAUACCGCGCGUACUGUCUUGAGAAUGACUUCGCAGGUAGAGGCCAUCCCGAUGGGAUGCCGGCGAUUCCCGAUUGGGACGCUCUGUCCCACAUUGAGCUGAUGAAAAGACUCAACAUCAGAAAAGCAGUUCUCAGCAUGUCGUCACCAGGGACACACCUGACGCCGGGCAAUGACGAAGAGGCCCGGUCCCUGACUCGGCGAGUCAACGAGGACAUGUCAAAGGUUUGCUCCGAGCACAGCGAAUAUUUCCUAUUCUUUGCAUCUCUUCCCUUACCCGAUGUUGAAGGCUCUCUAGCCGAGAUCGACUACGCCCUUGACCACCUCGGUGCUGUGGGGUUCCAAUUUUUGACCAAUUCCCACGGAAUCUACCCUGGAGACCCACGCUUCGCCCCAGUCUUUAACAAACUCAACGAAAGAAAGGCAUUUGUGUUCUUCCAUCCGACUAGCUGCCACAUACAGAGCCCGGAAACUGGAUCUGUGAUCCGGGUUACCCCAAAUCCGGGAGUCCCUAGCCCCUUGAUGGAAUUCAUGUUCGACACCACCCGCUCUAUCGCCAGUCUUAUCACCUCUGGCACAGUCACUAGAUGUCCCGGAAUUACAUUCCUGAUGUGCCACUGUGGAGCGACACUCCCGCCAAUUAUCUCACGGAUUGCGGAGUUUUCCAAGUUCCUGGGCGGGAAAGCCGUGUCAGAGGCGGAUAUCAAGAACGUGUUGCAGACUCGUUUCUAUAUUGAUCUUGCUGGAGUUCCUUUCCCGGAUCAGAUUCAUGGGAUGCUGCGGGCUGUUGAUACGUCUAGACUUGUGUAUGGGAGUGACUAUCCAUACACCCCAGCUCCCGCUGCUGCAUCUUUGGCUAAGAGAUUGGACGAUAAUCUUGUAAAGAGCUUUGGGUUGGGAAUAGCGCAGAGGGUACUCUGUAAGAACGCGGAGGAGUUUGUGUUACAAUUACGACUAGCCAAUUAG
Penicillium pulvis is the source of this 1005-nucleotide messenger RNA. Its product is annotated as amidohydrolase family protein. The coding region runs from base 1 to 1005 and encodes 334 amino acids. Gene Ontology annotation, biological process: secondary metabolic process. Gene Ontology annotation, molecular function: carboxy-lyase activity; hydrolase activity. Lineage: Eukaryota; Fungi; Ascomycota; Eurotiomycetes; Eurotiales; Aspergillaceae. Gene Ontology annotation, cellular component: cytoplasm; cytosol. The transcript has 2 exons. The record is from RefSeq and is a predicted model, not a curated record.